AUGGGUCGUAAACGAAAACAACACGGUGGAAAUUUCAAGGGGGAAAAAUAUCAACGUAGCAAGAAACAGGAUGGCGGGAAUUUUUUUACAAAAAUAAGAAAAAAUCCAUUCUCGCAAAAACUUCUAAACGCGGGGAAACAGUUGGCAUUGGGUGCAUUGGGAGGGCAAACACAAGCAAGAAACGCCCCACCCCCUAUGCCUGUCCGAAAAAAUUACCAACAAAAAGGUGCAGGAAUCAAAAAGAAACGCAAGAGUGGACAUGCUACUAAACUUAGAAAUACUAUACCGUCCGCAAAACAUGUAAUGUAUCAUCAAUAA
Paramuricea clavata is the source of this 318-nucleotide messenger RNA. Lineage: Eukaryota; Metazoa; Cnidaria; Anthozoa; Malacalcyonacea; Plexauridae. The record is from the annotation of a GenBank genome assembly.